Molecule: messenger RNA, 1913 nt
Organism: Hevea brasiliensis (rubber tree)
Lineage: Eukaryota; Viridiplantae; Streptophyta; Magnoliopsida; Malpighiales; Euphorbiaceae
Product: cytochrome c6, chloroplastic
Exons: 6
Coding region: 161-688 (175 amino acids)
Molecular function (GO): electron transfer activity; heme binding; iron ion binding
Source: RefSeq, a predicted model, not a curated record
ACCUCUCUGGUUCGGAACCUGCCAAUGGCGGUAUCCAACUCAAAUUAAUGUGAACCGACCCCUUCCCAUUUGUCAUAUGCCCAUAUCUACAUAUGGACUUAUUUCCUAGACACUUGACGCUUCAUCAUUCGCAGUCUUCCAAAUACAUCAAUCCAUCAAUAUGCAGAUUCUGUCUCUUAUUCCUGGCUGUAGAAAUUUAACAUACAACUCCUUUUCAACGGGAAAGAAAAAGCAAAGAGAAAUUGAAAACCCAGUUCCUCAAAAGCGGAAGGAAGUGAAUUUUGUGCAGAGCUUGGCUCCACCUCUAAUGGCUGCUUUUGUUUCCUUAUCUCCCUUUUGCAACACCCCAGUGUCAUUAGGACAAACCUCUGCAGAUAUACAAAACGGGGCAACUUUGUUUAGUCGUUCUUGCAUUGGGUGUCAUCAUGCCGGUGGAAACAUUAUACAACCAGGCGCCACUCUUUUUAUGAAAGACCUGCAAAGAAAUGGCGUCGACACUGAGGAAGAGAUAUACCGCAUUACUUACUUUGGGAAGGGAAGAAUGCCAGGAUUUGGUGAGAAUUGCACCCCAAGAGGACAAUGCACUUUUGGGCUACGAUUGCAGGAUGAAGAAAUUAAGCUCUUGGCUGAGUUUGUGAAGUCACAAGCAGAUCAGGAUUGGCCUAACAACGAAAUUAUUCAAAACUGAUGAUUGCUUACCAUAAUCCUUAAAAAAAAAAAAAAAAAAAAAAAUUGUUCUCACUGAUAGGGUUUCUUUCUCCCAUCUUUCUUCUCUUAGUUUUAGUAGAGUUCCACGUCUAUGUGGGCCUUCCUCUUCCCCUCUGGGCAGGGGAACGCCCUCUCUUGACUCAGAGCAUGGGUAGUCCCUCCCCGCUUCCAAGUUCGGGUGUUAAUACCUCUUUUGGCUUGUGGUCUGUUACAUCUACUGUGUUUCAUGGUAAGGGCCUCCUUUGUAGAUUUUUAUCAUAGUUUUUGUUCUAGGUUAAUAUGGCUGAAGCAUAGAGGCGAAGGCCUUUGCUGUGUCCAGGAUGGUAGUUGGAUAAGGUUUAAUCAGGCUGAAGGUAGUAGGUCUCGAUGUUGUCCAGCGCCCCCUUUCGAAGAUCAGUUUCGGCGUCCUCGAUUGGGUGGCUCAGUGCAGGUAGCUUGGUCUUGAGAUGGGCACUUUAUCUUCUUAGGCAGUAGACGAGGUAACAACCUAGCUACUAGAUUGCUCUCUCUAGGUCUUGAGCUCUCUAUAUUUAAUCCUUUGUGCUUUGACUUAGGCUUCGUAGUUUUUGGCUCUGUCCAUGUUGUUUUAAAGGUGUCAAUAGUCAUGGGUUGUGCUUUUGGGGUGCUCCCUCUUAUCUGUUGGCGGUGCUUUGUGAUGGAGCUCAGGUGGAGGUUUUCGAGAGAUUUCCUCUGGUCCACCGGUGGACCUUUGGGUUCAUCUUUUGGGCUUUAAUUGUUAUUAUUUUUCAUUGUAUCGUGUUUGUUUGGACUUGUGCUCUUUCGGUACUUCCUUUAAAUUAAUGCAAUCCUAAGGCUAAAGGAGCAGUUCACAUCCACUUUCUUUGGUCAAGCUAACAACUUUACCUGUUGGGUCUUAUAGCACACUCUUUAAGUGCCACCAAUGCCUCUUGCUCUCGUAAUGUCAAUACUUCUUCUCUAGCAAGGAGUUCCAUUGAUGUUCUAGCUUUAAGUGAGACUUUUUUUUUUUUUUUUUUUUUUUUUACAACUUUCUGGGUUCAGUUUACUUUGCUUUUUUUUUUUUUAAUUAUUAUUAUGAUUAUCUGAGUGCUGCUAGACAUGGUUGUUGGCAAGACUCAAAGGAUAUGUGUUGUAAAUAGACCCAGCCACAUUUUGGUCUAAAAUCAGAAUUGAAUUAAAACUGGCCUGAUUAAAAUGGGUCCAUAAUCAGUUAAUGAUUUUUUAAA